This is a messenger RNA of Hevea brasiliensis (rubber tree), 1891 nucleotides long. RefSeq names its product probable polyamine transporter At3g13620. The transcript has a single exon. Gene Ontology annotation, cellular component: membrane. Gene Ontology annotation, biological process: transmembrane transport. The record is from RefSeq and is a predicted model, not a curated record. NCBI's taxonomy places the organism in Eukaryota, Viridiplantae, Streptophyta, Magnoliopsida, Malpighiales, Euphorbiaceae. Gene Ontology annotation, molecular function: transmembrane transporter activity. The coding region runs from base 184 to 1581 and encodes 465 amino acids.
UGUCUCCCUUAUCUACAACCCUAAUGGCUCAGCCUCCAUUCUCUCUCAUGCUUCACUUUCUUUAUAUGAAUCCGUAGAAACGCAUUAGUAAUCGUUUUCCAAUUUAUGCGAGCAGAAAUCCAAUCACACAGCUUCUGAGCAUCCUUUCCACAAGAUAAGCUAAAUCCAAAGCCAGAACCCACCAUGCAAACUCCACCAAAAUCGCCAAAUAUUAUGCCUGAGGAACUCCCUAUCACCACCGCAACCACCACCACCAAAUUACCAAAGAAACUUACCCUCGUCCCUCUCGUUUUCUUAAUCUAUUUUGAAGUUGCUGGAGGUCCUUAUGGUGAAGAACCUGCUGUCCAGGCUGCAGGACCUCUCUAUGCUCUUCUUGGUUUCUUGAUAUUUCCUUUCAUAUGGAGUAUUCCUGAGGCUUUGAUUACAGCUGAGCUUUCCACAGCCUAUCCUGGAAAUGGGGGAUUUGUUAUAUGGGCUGAUCGUGCUUUUGGCCCCUUUUUUGGAUCCUUGAUGGGGUCGUGGAAAUUCCUGAGUGGUGUCAUUAAUAUCGCUGCCUUUCCAGUCCUUUGCAUUGAUUAUAUGAAAAAGGUACUUCCUGUAUUGGAUUCAGGUUGGCCUCGAAAGAUUGCCAUUUUGAUUUCGACACUUAUUCUAUCUUUUGUCAACUAUACUGGAUUAACCAUAGUUGGCUAUGUUGCUGUUGUGCUUGGUAUAGUUUCUCUUUCUCCUUUCAUAAUCAUGUCUCUCAUUGCAAUCCCCAAGAUUCAUCCCCAUAGAUGGCUCAGUUUAGGCCAAAAAGGUGUGAAGAAAGAUUGGACUUUGUUCUUCAAUACUCUUUUCUGGAACUUGAAUUUUUGGGACAGUGUCAGCACUCUAGCUGGAGAAGUAGAUAAACCUCAGACAACAUUCCCUGUGGCUCUAUUUGUAGCUGUGAUCUUCACUUGCGUUUCUUACUUGAUUCCUCUCUUCGCGGUGAUUGGAGCUGUUUCUGUGAAUCAAAAUGAAUGGGAGUCAGGGUUCCAUGCCACUGCAGCAGAAAUUAUUGCAGGGAAAUGGCUAAAAUAUUGGAUUGAAGUUGGUGCUGUACUAUCUGCCGUAGGUUUGUUUGAGGCUCAAUUGAGCAGCUGUGUUUACCAGCUUCUUGGUAUGGCUGAUUUAGGAUUUCUGCCCACCUUUUUUGCGAAAAGGUCCAAAUGGUUUAACACUCCUUGGGUGGGGGUAUUGCUCUCAACUUUGAUCACAAUUGGGGUAUCAUACAUGAAUUUUACUGAUAUAAUUUCAUCAGCUAAUUUCUUGUAUAGUUUAGGAAUGUUGCUGGAAUUUGCCUCUUUUAUUUGGUUGAGAAAAAAGUUGCCAGAAUUGAAGAGACCUUACAAGAUUCCAAUGAGGCUACCAGGGUUGGUGAUAAUGUGCUUGAUACCAUCUGGGUUUUUGGUCCUGAUAAUGCUUAUUGCUACUAAGAUUGUUUAUUUGGUGAGUGGCUUGAUGACUGUGGGAGCCAUUGGAUGGUAUUUCCUCAUGAAGUUUUGCAAGUCAAAGAAGUUUUUCAAGUACAGCAGUGGUGAAGCUGUUGAAGAAUGACAAAGGCCAAAAUACAUGGUUGAAUUGGUCUCACAAGUGAACAAAUAGGGAAACAGUGUUAGUCUCUGUACUCAAGCUUUUCAUCAGCAACGUUGAAGUUGAAAUGAAAAGCACCCGGCACUGAGUUUUCUUAGGAUUAAGAUGCACAAUUUAUUGGGUUUUCUUGUAUCUAAAGGUUUAAGAUCCACAAUUUACUUAGUUCCCAAAAUGCACAAUGUAGUUUGAGUAUUUUUUAUGUCCUCUUGUCCCUCUCCUCUUCUCCUGCUUUACCUUGAAUAUUAGUCCUUCAUCCUAAGAAUUUAUGUAACAA